AAGUAUUCAAAGUUAAAAUGCGCAGAUCGAAAGCGAACGCACGCGAAAGAAAUCGAAUGCAUGGCUUAAAUGCCGCCUUGGAUAAACUCAGAAGUGUAACCACAGCAGAAUGCCCAUACAACAAACGCACUCCGACAUGCACUCGGUUCCACAAAAACUAUCGAAAAUCGAAACGCUGAGGUUGGCCCGAAAUUACAUAAUUGCAAUGUCCGAAACUUUACGCGAAGGGAAGCCGAUGGAUAUCAUCAGAUUCACAAAGAUCCUGAGUAAAGAAUUAAGCCAGACCACUUCCAAUCUUCUUUUAGGUGCCAUUCAUAAUAAAAUGAAAUAUGACUGUUAUAAUGGCAAUGAUCAAAAUGUGACUUAUUUAGUAAAUUACAACAAUUUGCAAGGAAAUUAUAACUGUCCAGAGUAUGGCAAUGGAAAAAUGAUGGACGAAUGUGGUGAUUGGAGAAAUCCAUCGAACUUCCUAUAUAACAAUCAUUUUCAACCAUUCAACAAUUACGAAGAAAAUUAUUGUUUUAACACCAAUUAUGAUUUUUGCAGAUGAAUACAUGUUUUU
This is a messenger RNA of Nicrophorus vespilloides, 562 nucleotides long. Its product is annotated as neurogenic differentiation factor 1-like. Gene Ontology annotation, molecular function: protein dimerization activity. Bases 110 to 550 code for a protein of 146 amino acids. NCBI's taxonomy places the organism in Eukaryota, Metazoa, Arthropoda, Insecta, Coleoptera, Silphidae. The transcript has 2 exons. The record is from RefSeq and is a predicted model, not a curated record.